AUGACUAGUGAAUCACCAUCAUUUUCAGAUGAUGAACUUUCAAAAAUUUACGAAAAUCUAUCUACUCCACUUCCUGCACGUAUACCUAACAAGCUAUCUCCUGGUGGCAUAAUUGAUAAAUUAGCAUUAUUAACUCCAAAUUCUCGAGAAAGCCGACAACUGCCUUUAUCAGAAUUACCAUCUGCUAAAUUAAUUAAAGAAUCUUUAGAAAAUGAUAUUAUACCUUUGAUGGAUACACCGGAAAAGGUUUUUUUAGGUUUACAGCAUUAUAAUAAUGUUAUGUAUGCUUGUGCUUUAAAAAAGAAUGUAAAAUUGGCAGAAUUGACAUUACAAAAAAUAAAGGAUGCAGGAUUAACUCCAAAUAUUUUUACCUAUGAACAACUAAUAAAUGUUUAUUCCAGUGUGGGUGAUGUCACAAAUGCUUUGUCUGCAUUUGAUAUGAUCGAAAAUGCUGGGCUUGAGCAAACAGUAUACAGUUUUGCAAAUUUAAUUAAAGCCUAUGUAAAUAAUCUACAAAUUGAUGAAGCCUUCAAUGUCUAUUCCAAAAUGAAGGCCGCUAAGAUAAUGCCUAAUCAACCAAUUUUCUCAAUGCUAAUCAAAGGGUGCAUAAAAAAUCGAGAGGUAGCACGUGCUUGGAAAACUUUUGAUUAUAUGCGACUAGAAAUUUGCCAACCUGAUGAAGUGACUUAUAGUCUAAUGAUUCAUAUUUGUGCUAAGAUGAGAGAUGUAGAACGAGCUUUUGAUUUGUAUCAAGAGAUGACAGAAAAAGGAUUAUCUCCAACUGAUGUAACAUUUAAUUCUUUAAUUGAUGCUUGUGCGCGUCAAACAUUCAAAGUUUUAGAAGACAUGAAUGAACAUGGGUACCUUCCUGACUUGUACACAUAUAAUUCAUUAAUGUAUGCAUGUGCGCAUAAGGGUGAUAUAUAUACUGCUAGAAAAUUGUUGAUAUCAAUGAUGCAAAGUGCUCGACAGAACCCAUCGUUGACACCUAAUAUGGCUACAUUUUCAAAUUUAUUUUUGGUAUAUUCUUCUCAUAAAAUUUCUAAUCAGCCUGUAAAACAACCAAGACAGGAAAAUAAAGAAUCUUCACGUAAUACUUUAUCUAUGCCUACUGUGGAAGAGGAUAACAAAAAUCAAAUUGAAAGUAGUCAAUGUGAUGAUAAUGACGACGAUCCUCAUGUAUUUUCUGCAGAAGAAAUAAUUAACACUGAAAAUUUGGUAGAAACCAGCACUGAGAAUAUGUUAUCAAAGUAUCAAAAUCAUUUACUAGUUAUUGGAUCUGAUAUCUAUCCAUUAUUACCAAAUCUUCCAACAACACAAAAACAAAUUCUUGUGGAAUCAACAAUUUUAUUUAAAUACAUUCUUUCCAUUAUUGAAUCUUCCGAUCCUAUAUCCUUACCAACCACAAAAUUUUCACGUAUAACACCAAUAUUAUUUAAUUCAUAUUUAUCUGUAUUUGAGAAGAAUGCAUUUUUUCACAGAACUUUGGACCUUUAUCAGAAUGUUAUACCAAAAUACAACAUAGAAUUAAAUAGUUGGAUAUUUAUGACGAUGUUGAGAUUAUGUUAUAAACACAAGAAAAUAGAAGAAGCUUGGAGUAUUUGGCAAGAUUGGAAAACUUGGUGGAAAGAUAGAAUGGAUGAGAUGAAUGGAUUGAAUGAACUUGAACAAUUGAAAGAAUUUAGAAGACUUGGUAUGACCAAAGAGUUAGAGUAUAAUGUUUAUAAAGAGAUGAUUCAUAUUUUGGCAAGAUGUGAUGACAUUUGGGGAGCUAUAAAACUCUUACAAAAGCUUUCAACCACACAAGUCCCAAAAAUUGAGGAUUUUCAAUUACUUCGACAAAAAACAAUUGAAAGUGAAGAUGAAUUUGCGGAAAGUAAAAUAAUGGAAUUGUGCUAUUUUGAUGAAGGAACUCCAAGGACUAGGGUUAAAGAAUUAUUAGCCAGAAAAUGGAAAGGUGUUAAUGUUUUACCCGGGCAAGUUGGAAGGCGAGUGUUGGAAAAAAAAUUGGGAAUUUAUGAUGGUAGAAAUAAAUGGGGAAAGAAAAAAAGUAUGAAGGAUGGUAAGGUAAAAAAUGUUGUAUCUAAAAAAAUGUAG
This is a messenger RNA of Cetraspora pellucida, 2097 nucleotides long. The record is from the annotation of a GenBank genome assembly. NCBI's taxonomy places the organism in Eukaryota, Fungi, Glomeromycota, Glomeromycetes, Diversisporales, Gigasporaceae.